Messenger RNA from Bombina bombina (fire-bellied toad), 2129 nucleotides. RefSeq lists its product as uncharacterized. The coding region runs from base 262 to 1182 and encodes 306 amino acids. NCBI's taxonomy places the organism in Eukaryota, Metazoa, Chordata, Amphibia, Anura, Bombinatoridae. The record is from RefSeq and is a predicted model, not a curated record. The transcript is spliced from 9 exons.
CCAAUCACAGUCCCUAAACGUGAUGCACGCACACAGCUGUGCCUCUUCAUUGGUCCCCGGGAGCCAGACCAGGUCCUGAACAUAGUGUUUUGUUUAAAUUGCUGAGAUUUGUUAGGCUUUGUGUGUAGAUAAACUGAAUAGGCAACUUGUUGAGAGAAAAGGAACAGCACACACCGUGCCGAUAAACUCAAAUAGCAAGAUAUCACAAAACUUACUAUCGCCUACUGAUUUGGUUGUGAGACUCUUAGCUCCUCUUUGAAAAUGUACGAGCACAGCAUACCAAAGAUUUUGCUCAUUUUCUUCGCUCUUGCUGUAUAUAUACUCAUGGUGGCAUUUAAUGCAGGAGCUGGGUCUGGAUUAAUGAAAGGCAUUUUUCUAAAAUCGGUUGGAAAUCUCUCGGCAAAAUACAACACAGAUUUUACACCUGCUGGAUGGACAUUUAUGAUCUGGAAUGUCAUAUUUGCUUGGCAGUUUCUUUGGUUUGGUUAUGUUCUUUCUGGAAUAUGUAGAAGGAGUGAACUUGGGUGGUUGUAUUUAAAACCAAAUGUUUUUCCAGCUUCUUUCUACAUCGUAUGGAUUCUGAAUAAUGUUCUUAAUAUAGGAUGGCUAUUCCUUUGGGACAGAGAGUUUUUAAUUCCUGCUUUGGUGUUCCUAGGUGCUAUUGCCAGCACCAACUACAUAGUCCUCAUAAUAUCGUAUCGCUCUUUAUUUCUUAAUGGUGAAUGGUUCCAAAAGACACACAAAGUGGACUUGUGGCUCAUUCGAAUUCUGGCCCAGAAUGGAAUUGCUGUGUAUGCUACUUGGACCACAGUAGCAAGUUUAUUAAACUUUGCUGUAGUCCUGACUUAUAAUGGCAACUUUCCCAACAGCACCUCUACUACUGUAUCACUGUCCAUACUGGCCUUUGAGGUUCUGUUAUGGUUUGGUUUGGAAAACUUUGUAUUUGAUAAGUAUGUGCGCUACACAAUAACAGUGUACCCUGUUGUUAUUGUGGCUCUCUCUGGUGCUCUGAACAAGAACUACAACGUUCAUGCUGCCUCCUAUAAUGAUAUUUAUAUAGCUGUGCUGUUAGCCGUGGCUUGCGCAUUGUUUGUCGCACGUCUGGGUUUGGUCAUUUGGAGACACUUUAGAAGGCCACUUUAUGAAUCUUCUAUGUCAAAAAAGACAUCUCAGAUUGUUUGAGAAGUACGGACUUCAGAGUUACACAUCAUGUUGCAGACUUCCUUUUAUGUGUACAAACAUAGACUAUAAUAGUAAUCAAUUUUGACGAGCAUUUGCCUUCUACACAGAAAAAAACUUGAAUUUAUUCUGCUUUCUUCCUUCCUUCCUUUAUUUUUGCAAAUUGAUUGCAAGGAAACAAGCGUUUUUCAUAUGAAUGUAAAAUCACGCACUCUGCAGCAAAGAAGAUAAAAUGCAAUUUAUCCAUGUGAAGGGUCAUCCAUUCCAUUUGCUGACCUCAGAAUUACAUCAUGGAAAAUUUAAAGGGACAUAAUGGGUUGACAUUAGACUUUGUUUAGCCUUAAUAAAGUGUCUGUUACCUUUACCAUGCAAUAGACUGAUCUUGGCCUGGCCAGUUUGCUUUAAGUGUGUAAAUAUCUCAUAUCUAUGUUGCACAUUGUACAGUUUACUUCUAGGAUCCAAUUUAGUUAAUUCUCAUAGUAUCCUUUGUUGAAAAGUAGUAAUUUGGCUCAGCAGUGUGCACUAUAUGGCAACAAUGCUUUCAACAAUAUUGCUCAUUGUGCCAACACUGGUGCCAUCUAGUACUUAAAAGCAUUCUUGCACAACCGCUGACGAAUAAUUCUCCAGAUACGUGCACGCUACCUACCUGGGUAUUCUCUUCAACAGAGAAUAAAGUAAAUUGGAAGGUUUAAAUUGUACUCUCGAUCAUGAAAAACAAUUGGCUUCAUGUCCCUUUUUAAGUUGUAUUUUUGUCAUGUCAUUAUUAUUUAUUAUCAAUUAUUUGUAAAGCACUAAAAUAUUCUGCAGCACUAGCCAUUCCUAAUGUACAAUUUCUAAACAAUACUAUUUUUUAUUUUUGUAGAAACUUAUUAAAUGAAGAAAAUAUGUUCUCUAUUUGUAUGUAUUUGAUUAAACAUGAAUAAUAAUAAAAAUGUAUCCCUAUAAAUAAA